AUGGCGUCUCCGGGAUUCCUUGCAUCGCAUAAGGAUGGAGCCGACAAAUCACAAAACCACCUACGAGCAAUAUUGCGUCACCCUACGCCAACAUACGUCACCCUACGCCACCCUACGCCAACAUACGCCACCCUACGCAAACAUACGCCACCCUACGCCAACAUACGUCACCCUACGCCAACAUACGCCAACAUACGCCACCCUACGCCAACAUACGCCACCCUACGCCAACAUACGCCACCCUACGCCAACAUACGCCACCCUACACCAACAUACGCCACCCUACGCCAACAUACGCCACCCUACGCCAACAUAUGUCACCCUAUGCCAUCUUACGCCACCCUACGCCAACAUACGCCACCCUACGCCAACAUACGCCACCCUAUGCCAUCUUACGCCACCCUACGCCAACAUACGCCACCCUAUGCCAUCUUACGCCAGCCUACACCAACAUACGCCACCCUACGCCAACAUACGCCACCCUACGCCAACAUACGCCACCCUACGCCAACAUACGCCACCCUAUGCCAUCUUACGCCAGCCUACGCCAACACACGCCACCCUACGCCACCCUACACCAACAUACGCCACCCUACGCCAACAUACGCCACCCUACACCAACAUAUGCCACCCUAUGCCAUCUUACGCCACCCUACGCCAACAUACGCCACCCUACGCCAGCAUACGCCACCCUACGCCAACAUACGCCACCCUAUGCCAUCUUACGCCAGCCUACGCCAACACACGCCACCCUACGCCACCCUACACCAACAUACGCCACCCUACGCCAACAUACGCCACCCUACACCAACAUAUGCCACCCUAUGCCAUCUUACGCCACCCUACGCCAACAUACGCCACCCUACGCCAGCAUACGCCACCCUACACCAACAUAUGCCACCCUACGCCAACAUACGCCACCCUACACCAACAUAUGCCACCCUACACCAACAUAUGCCACCCUACACCAACAUAUGCCACCCUACACCAACAUAUGCCACCCUAUGCCAUCUUACGCCAGCCUACGCCAACACACGCCACCCUACGCCACCCUACACCAACAUACGUCACCCUACACCAACAUACGCCACCCUACGCCAAUAUACGUCACCCUACGCCAUCUUACGCAACUCUAUAAUAAAGGGCUGCAGACUCCGCUUACUUUACCUCUGA
This is a messenger RNA of Pecten maximus, 1173 nucleotides long. Its product is annotated as extensin-like. The transcript has 2 exons. Lineage: Eukaryota; Metazoa; Mollusca; Bivalvia; Pectinida; Pectinidae. The coding region runs from base 1 to 1173 and encodes 390 amino acids. The record is from RefSeq and is a predicted model, not a curated record.